Molecule: messenger RNA, 300 nt
Organism: Diceros bicornis minor
Lineage: Eukaryota; Metazoa; Chordata; Mammalia; Perissodactyla; Rhinocerotidae
Gene: HIGD1B
Product: HIG1 hypoxia inducible domain family member 1B
Exons: 3
Coding region: 1-300 (99 amino acids)
Biological process (GO): mitochondrial respirasome assembly
Cellular component (GO): mitochondrion
Source: RefSeq, a predicted model, not a curated record
AUGUCUGCUAACAAAGGCUGGUGGGUACCACCCGAGGGCGAAGACAGCGUGUCUGAGAAGUUCCUGAGGAAGACCAGGGAGUCUCCGCUGGUGCCUAUAGGCUUAGGAGGCUGUCUGAUGGUGGCAGCAUACAGGAUUUACCGGCUGAAAGCUCGUGGUUCCACCAAGAUGUCCAUACACCUGAUUCACACCCGAGUGGCAGCGCAGGCCUGUGCUGUGGGUGCCAUCAUGCUGGGUGCUGUGUACACGAUGUAUAGAGACUACAUCAAGAGAACAGCACAGGAUGCCGGGGAGAAGUAG